CUGUUGAUGAAAUACUCCGACGAUUAAUCACUAGAUCGGAGAAGGAGAACAAUCGUUUGUGCAUAAAAUCCAUGAAAUAACUGAUUAAAUAGAAACAAAGAUUCAGAAUCAAAUUUCUUUUGGAAUAAAAAUGGUGAAAGGAAAAAUGAAUCCCCCUAGAAAAGAUGAUACAAUUACAGUUAUUGUUUGCUGAACACACGCCAGCAGGAUUAAUCCCGAAAGUUGAGAACCACGAGGAAGAUAUCCCGAGGGUUGGGAGAUGGGAUAUAUACCAGAUUUCUGAUUACAUUUGGAAAACAGACAUGACACAGUUUUCGCCAACUCCUAGCUUUGUGGCUGAGUUUUCACAGCUUGAGAAGCAGCUGGGUAUAUCAACCGUGGUACCCAGCAAGGACGACCUGCAAAGUUGGCUGAAAGCGCAAACUAUUGAGAAUAGCCAUCUAAAAGAGCAACUGCAAGAAAAGCAAGCAAUGCUUAAAGCAGUGUAUGCAAUUGCAAGAGAAGGGAUAUCAGAAGGGGACCUUUCAGGAACAGCGGAAUUCAAGGUACUGAGCAUGGAGCUACUGAGCAUGAAAAAGAAGAGUUACAAUUAG
This is a messenger RNA of Papaver somniferum (opium poppy), 593 nucleotides long. RefSeq lists its product as uncharacterized. The record is from RefSeq and is a predicted model, not a curated record. The transcript has 6 exons. Lineage: Eukaryota; Viridiplantae; Streptophyta; Magnoliopsida; Ranunculales; Papaveraceae. The coding region runs from base 165 to 593 and encodes 142 amino acids.